This is a messenger RNA of Triticum dicoccoides, 1412 nucleotides long. RefSeq lists its product as uncharacterized. The record is from RefSeq and is a predicted model, not a curated record. NCBI's taxonomy places the organism in Eukaryota, Viridiplantae, Streptophyta, Magnoliopsida, Poales, Poaceae. The coding region runs from base 212 to 1273 and encodes 353 amino acids. The transcript is spliced from 2 exons.
CUGUAUCCUUCUCCUUCCUCUCUGGCUGAUCCAAUCCGUGGGAACCAAUCCGUGAAGGUUCGUUUUCGAAUGAUUUGUUUGCUGUGUUGUCAAGUACCAGUAACAGCUUUCAGAACUCGUGCGGUUCAGUUGAACCCCUAUGCUCCGGUGAGGAUAUCAAACUACAGAGGAAAGUCAGAUUCUUCCCUUCUCUAUUAGAGAUCGAGCAACAAUGAAUCGCCGUUUUCUGAAUCUUCUAGUCAACAAAUUGAACGGCCGCUGCCCAGCCGUUAAUCUGCACCGCAUCGAUCUGGCAAGCUUAUUCUGUCCUGCCGGACUACCGCCAGCACAUCCAGCAGCAAUAACCAAGAAGGCUUCGGCAUCGGGUCUGGCUCCGGCUCGGCUCCCUCCCGCCACCAUAUCCUUCUACCAGCCCUAUCCGCCGAGCCAAAACGGGUGGAUGGAUUUCAUGGCCCUCAACGACGACAUCAUUGCCUUCGACUAUGAGAGCCGCACCCUUCUCUAUGAUAGCGCCGUUGGGGCCGUCCGCGUCAUCAACCCGAUCAUAGACCCCAGGUGCCGCUCCAUUUCUCUCACCGUUGGCAAUGUUUUCUAUGUCAUGGCGCGCCAGUCCGGCCUGCCAUGUCAGGGGUACCAUUUUCAAGCUCUCAGCUUGAAAGACUGGUGCUGGCGUCGUCUCCACCCGCUCCCCAUUAAUUUCCUGGAAAUCAUCAAGAACCCAACUCACAAGUACGGGUUGGGGUUGGGUGAGGUGGACCCCUUUGAGUUCAGCGCCUAUGCAGCGGUCGGUGACUCGGACAUCUGGAUAUCCACCGUGGGCGCGGGUACGCACUCCUUCAGCACUAGUAGCGGCAAGUGGAGCAAGCUAGGUGACUGGAUCCUGCCAUUUAGUGGCCCUGCCCAGUAUAUCGCAGAGCAUGGCCUCUGGUUCGGCUUUUCUCGAAAAGAUGAGCACCUCUGUGUAGCCAACCUGGUGCAGGAGCCACCGGCGCCACUGCUUCAUGAAUUUCCCUUUCAGCAAGUGUGGGAAGAACCGCAUCUGUCAGAGGCGUGGACACCGAUGGCGGCUAGUCUCCUGCCGCUUGGCUCUGGCAAGCUUUGCACAGCCAGGGUCUUCCGGACAAGCAAGGGCAACAAGGACAGGAAAGCUGAGAGCAUUGUGGUGUUAGCUGGCAUGGAGUUUGUCAACGAUGCCAGCACGGGAAGGCUAAUGAUAAUCAAGCACAAGUCCGUGAGCUACAUCGUUGGUGGAUACGUCUUCAAACUGCUGUGAUCAUGUCCAUCCUACUUGUAAUGGAGCUUUGAUUUGUUUAUCAAAGCUGACCAUCUUCAAAAGAAUUUAUGUGUAGGGUUGUAUUCAAAUCUUAGUCUGUGUGCAUGUGCUUAAUUUUGCAGUUGAUUCAUUUAGAUUU